Molecule: messenger RNA, 2079 nt
Organism: Trichosurus vulpecula (common brushtail)
Lineage: Eukaryota; Metazoa; Chordata; Mammalia; Diprotodontia; Phalangeridae
Gene: UBE2U
Product: ubiquitin conjugating enzyme E2 U
Exons: 10
Coding region: 866-1870 (334 amino acids)
Source: RefSeq, a predicted model, not a curated record
ACUAUUUUAACGUUCUGAGGCUUGGGAUCGGUGGGUUUGAACUCCGAAUCACUUAGCCCGACCGUUGGCGGGCUGGCUCUUAUGUAAAAGGGGCGCUUUUGCUCCAGGACCAUUAGGGUUGCACGGAGCCCCCCAGUUCUAAAUCCGCGGUCCGAACGCUUUGACUCUGCAGUCCCUGAAUCACCCUGACGGGACUCUCCCUAGCUGGGACUGCCCAGAUAAUGCUCGCGUCCACCAGUCGUCAGGACAACCGCCUCUGAGCUGGAUCGUCCCCACCUUUCCAAAGUGGGACCGUUGGUCUAUUGGCUUCGAGCUGGGGCUGCUCGCCUUUCCCCCUCGCCGAUUGGAGAAGGCGGAGACUUCUCGUCCCGCCCCCUCGCGGUUGCUGGGGCAACCAUUCCCCCCAGCAACGCCCACAGCACCAAUUCAUAGAGGUCCAACAAGCCCUCCAUCUAUCGCCACUAUCCAUCAUCACCCUAUGACCUGCGUUGCUGUCAGCAGUAGCACCCACACUUGAGGCUCCCUCCUCUCUGUCCUGUGAGCGGGCACACCCCCGGCCAGGUGCUGCAGUCCCUCGGAUAUCGUCCCCUGACCUGCAUUGGGAGGUGAUAAAGCCCAACCGCCAGGACAGCCCACAGCCACCAAAGUGUUUGCUAUCCCAAGCAUCCUUGGGAUAACCAUCUUGAGCCCAGGAGAAGCAGAGCUUUCGUGAGCCCCCGAACGACUGAGGCUUUCCUCCCCUUGGGAGCGUUGAGAAGGCCCUCGUAGGACAGCUAGGGGAAGCGCUUGGAAGGACACCUGCCCUUGCGUCAGUUUGGGAGCAAGCUUGGGUGGGGGCAGGUGCCCGCAUCCCUGCAGCCCCGCAAUGCAUUGCAGGUCUUAUUUGUUGCUGGAAAAAGAAUUCAUGGAGCUCCAAGAACAAAACCUAUUUGGCAUAACUGUGACUCCACUGAGUAACAAUUUACUCAAAUGGCUAGCUGAAAUUGAAGGCCUGAAGGAUACGAUUUGGGAAGGAUUUACAUUCCCUCUGUUAAUGAAGUUUUCGGUGAACUACAACACUGUCCCUCCAGUUGUGGCAUUUAGUACUAUUCCCUUUCACCCCAAUGUUGACCCCCAGUCUGGCCGACCAUGUAUAGAUUUUCUAGAUGACCCUGAUCUUUGGAAUAGUAACUAUACCCUAAGUAGCAUCUUGCUUUCUAUUCAGGCUAUGCUUUCUAAUCCAAUACUAAACAAUCCAGUUAAUAUUGAAGCAGCGGAAGUGAUGCUAGAAGACAUAUCUUUGUUUAGACAUCUAGUCGUGAAGUCUCUCUACUACCGUGACAGUUUAGAUGAGGAGACUGUUCCUAAAGAGAAUGCUGUGGUCAGCUUCAAGUCAGUAGAAGAAGAAAUGCUGGGCCAGCCUGAAAAAAACAUUAAAGGAAUUUCCUUUGAUGAAUACUAUAAGACGUGGUCUGGAAUCGCGACAUCACAAACAGCCAACUGUUUCAAAAUUCCAGUGUCUCAUGAUCUCAUGGAAAACUACAAAAGAUGGAAGGGAAAGAACAUAAAGUCAGGUCGAGACUGGGAUGCAAAAUUUCAUUCUGUCAUGGCUAGAAUUGCUCGGGAAAAUAGGUUACCUACAAAAUUAGAUCGAAGCUUAAUGCAAUCCAUCAAGAAUGCACAGAUCUGCACACCAGAAACAGAUACAAAUGUUUUGAGUUCAGAGGGUAAAGAAGAAGUUGUCACAAAAAAGCAGAAAGGUAAAGAGAAGAAGAAAAAGAGAAAGAAAAGUCCCAGAGAAAGUGAUGAUAUGGAUGAGUCCUGGGAAAAAGAAGUGGAGAACCUGGUAGCCUGGACCAACAAACUCAACACAACUAUAUUAGAAGACUGAGCUUCACGCUGGAGGUGAAGAAAGAACUCUUGCACCUUCGCCAGGGGCAGGGCACUUUGUGGAGCUGGUCCUACUGGCUCUGGUCCUUCUGAAAUCCCCUUCUCAUUCUGCUGAACAGCAGAGUUAAAAUAUAGAUCAGACUCAUUGGAGACACAGAAUCGAAUAGUGAUUUGCUUCAGUGUAUUGUACUAAGAAAUGUUGAGAAGUAG